UAGUUUUUCGCUCGCCCCCUUAAGGCGCACGUGGAGGGAGCAGCAAGCAGUAGCGACCGUGUCAAUUUUUGAGUAGAGAGUUUGUAUUUUCUCUCCCCAUACCCUGAACCGCAAAUUUCGGAAGCACGUCAACCACCCCGGACUCGCAUUAAUUCCUUCAGGCGUUUGCAAGCGGCGUUAUAAUGACGCUUUUUGCGAUAGCCGUGCCAAUGAUGGGAUCGGCUACACGGCUGUUCGUUGCCUUUUAUUCGUCCGCUUCGGGACCAUUCGCUGGGCUCGUACUCCUUGCCAUCUCGUCUCCGUGGGUCAAAGCAAAGGCAGCAGCAUGGGCAAGCCUGCUGGUGUGCGGCCUGCAGAUAUGGCACGCCAUUGGCAGGAGCCUGUCAGGCAUCUCUUCGCCACCAAUCCUAUAUGGAACGCUGGAUCGUUGCCCAUUUCCCACAAAUUCCACUAACGGAACCUACCAGCUCGCUUCGACAAACGCGUUGUCAUAUGAAAGGUCAAAUGUUUUCCCACUGUAUCAGCUUUCGUCCUUUCCGAUUUCCUUUGUCGGAGCUCUGUUAACAAUGCUGCUCGGCACCAUCUUCAGCAUUGCGAAAGGGAAAGACACUGAACUACAAAAAAAUAUCCACCUCACUUCCCCAGUAUUUUUGAAGAUAUGGUGCCGCUUUAAAUGUAUACGGCGCGCGCUGAAUCUGGACCAAAAUGUUCCGAUGACAGGCGUCUUCAGCUCAUGUGAUCAAGAUGAAGACGAUUGUGUAGAGUUUGAAACCGAACUUCUCAAAAUAGAGGAAAGGAGAACAACAGAAAAAAGUUAAACAUACAGAUUAAACAGCGUGAAAGCCACGAUUCUCUUCUCGUACAGAACUAAGACAACUUUGUUUACAACAUGUGUACUCAGCGUCGCUGCUGUUGUACUUUGCUGAGCAAGGCCAAGGAACAGAGGCCAAAGGCACAAAGUUUUCAAUCAUAGGACUACUUUGCCAUUGGUGUGCCGCCUUUGCUAGCGAUACGUCCCGCAUUAGCAUUGGCUGAAACUUUCACCCAUGAAAAUUUUAGUGUAAUCGCUUUUUUGAGAACAAGGGCAG
This is a messenger RNA of Dermacentor albipictus, 1088 nucleotides long. The record is from RefSeq and is a predicted model, not a curated record. Lineage: Eukaryota; Metazoa; Arthropoda; Arachnida; Ixodida; Ixodidae.